Sporothrix brasiliensis 5110 is the source of this 1866-nucleotide messenger RNA. Its product is annotated as integral peroxisomal membrane protein. Lineage: Eukaryota; Fungi; Ascomycota; Sordariomycetes; Ophiostomatales; Ophiostomataceae. Gene Ontology annotation, cellular component: peroxisomal membrane. The record is from RefSeq and is a predicted model, not a curated record. Bases 1 to 1866 code for a protein of 621 amino acids. The transcript is spliced from 2 exons. Gene Ontology annotation, biological process: peroxisome organization.
AUGGACGAAAUUGCCUACAUGUUUUUGACCGGCCACGAAGACGACCCGCCCGAAGAAGAGACGCCUGUACCCGCUCCUGUGCCAGCAUCACCGUCCCCGGCGGUGAGUAACAUCAACAAGUCCGGCCACAUGAGCCAUUCGAAACUCGAGGCCGUUGGGGAAGUCGCCGACGACCAGUCGCAAACCGCCUCGCCGCCCGUCUCACCUACACCAGCAACACACCGGAAGCGGCGGGGCUUCCGUGACUUUCUGAGCAAAGCCAACUCUAAUAUACAGGAUCAGCUCUUAGACAAGUAUGUGGAAGUGAUCCCAAUCGACAAUAGCCACACAAAUAACGACGAUGCAGAUUUGGGCUAUUCAGACCCAUCGUUUGGUGCGCCGCCGAACGUCAGUGAUAGCGCAGCAGACACGGGCGGUCAUGGCGGCGUCGGUAGUCUCGACCCCAACGACGACAAGCCUGUGAAGAAGCAACGGCCCGGCUUCAGCGUCGCAAUCAUGUCCACCAACUUCCGCCGUUUCAACGCACGCAUCGGCGUCGUCUUUCGUUUUCAGAAGAAGGUGGAGCGCCUGUUGGCCUGGCGCCGUGCCUCACACACAUUGUCGUUCUUGGGCGUCUACACCUUUGUGUGCCUCGAUCCGUACCUCUUGACGCUGGUCCCGCCUGCUAUUCUCUUGCUCGGCGUUCUUAUCCCAGGCUUCAUCACACGGCACCCGGGCACCUCGACGACCAAUACGCCGAGCCUGGCGCUUCCCUCCGAGUACUACGCACGCGGUCCUCCGCUGGCACCGCCACACACCGUGAAGCCUGUGAAAGAACUGAGCCGCGAUUUCUUCCAUAAUAUGGGCGAUCUGCAGAACAGCAUGGAGGACUUUAGCGUGGCGCACGACAAGAUUGUGCAGACGGUCGUGCCGGCCACCAACUUUGCCGACGAAGCCUUUUCGUCCGCCUUGUUUGUCGCCCUCUGUGUGACGGCCAUCCUGCUCUCCCUCGCUGCCCAUUUACUGCCAUGGCGCAUGAUGUUUUUGGUGGGUGGCUGGGUGGUCGUGUGCAGUGGCCACCCGACCGCGGCCCGCCUUUUGCGUGUGUGGAAGACGUCCAUGGGCACACCACCACCACCGGCCUCUGCACCCCGCGGCGACAAGGCCACGACGGAUGGCAAGAAAGACGGUGCAACUGGCGGGGCCGUUCCAAAGACUGAGCCUGCGUCAGCCGCCUCCUUGUGGAAUGCCUGGGUAGCUGCCGACAUCAUUCUUGAUGAAGCUCCUGAAACGCGCGAGGUUGAGAUCUUUGAGCUGCAGCGGCGGUCGACCGAUGCCGCCGAGUGGGAGCCGUGGGUAUUUGGUCCGAGCCCAUACGACCCUCUGUCGCAGCCACGCCUCAAUGCCAACGCGCAGGCCUCGUCCCCUGCUGCUGCGUUUUUGGGCGGCAGCGGCGGACGGCCCCAAGGCGCGCGUUUCUUUGAAGAUGUACUGCCGCCUCAAGGAUGGGAAUGGAGCGAGAAGAAGUGGGCGCUCGAUCUCUGGAGCCGCGACUGGGUCGAAGAGCGUAUCAUCACGGGUGUCGAGGUCGAGACCGAGGGCGAGCGCUGGGUGUACGACAUGUACAACGAGCAUGAGCAGCAGCAGCAACAGCAGCACCAGCUGGCAGCUGCUGCGGAGUCGACGGGAGGAUCUGGAUACGGAGACAGCGAUUUCUACGCCGAUAGCACAGGCUUGCACCCGCCGACGGCAACGUUCCGGCCGCAACGGCGCCCGCUGGGCCCGAGCUGGGAAGAGGGCGAGGAGGGUAUGGGCCGGCGGGGAGAGUGGCGUCGCCGGCGGUGGGUGCGUAUGGUCAAGAGGAAGAAGAUUACUGUCACUGCAUAG